Cololabis saira (Pacific saury) is the source of this 3643-nucleotide messenger RNA. It is a transcript of the gene slc43a3b, whose product is annotated as solute carrier family 43 member 3b. Bases 713 to 2287 code for a protein of 524 amino acids. The record is from RefSeq and is a predicted model, not a curated record. Gene Ontology annotation, molecular function: transmembrane transporter activity. Gene Ontology annotation, biological process: transmembrane transport. The transcript is spliced from 14 exons. Lineage: Eukaryota; Metazoa; Chordata; Actinopteri; Beloniformes; Belonidae.
GGCCGCUGUGGUGACGUCACGUCUCGCCCUGGCAGGUCUCUUCCUUGGGGGCGAAUAACGUGGAUUUCAUGGACAAUGAGCUCUCGGUAGGAGAUUACAACAUCACGGCACACUUCUUCCCAAAAUAAAAGGUCAAGACUUGCGUCUGAUUCAUCUGACCACAAUGCACGUUUCCACUGUGUGAUGGUCCAUCCCAGAUCCCUGCAAGUCUGGAGACGUAGAUACCAGUUUUGGACAGAGUUGUAACACGGCGGGCUGGCCUUUAUGAAGCACAAAGGGAUUUCGUUUUUUUAUUGAGUCACAUGACCUUUUGGUUUAACAAAUCUCUGCGGCUCUGACAGCAUCCACAUCUGGAACAUGUCUCAUAGUUUCUCUGGCUAGUGCGGAUCGCUGGGAAUGCAGGGGUGUUGGCUUCCUGUAUCCACUAGUAUCCACUGAGGACAAGGGUUUUUCUCUGAGAGAAAAAAGAAAAACACUGUGGAGGGAAGAGAAGGAGGGGACUGUGGGAGAAGAAGAGGAAAUAAGAGCUGGGCUUUAAAAUACAAGGCAGUGAGGAGUAACGCUAAGAGUUGCGGUUAGGAAGAGCAUCGGGGAAACAGUCUCAGAGGCUAAAGUGUUCAGAGACUGAAGCUGCUUGUGUGAAGGAGAGCGUGCGCGCCCAUGCAGGUCAAAACUGUGACUUUUAUUAGUGAAGGUUUCUGAGUGAACGACCAUGACUGGAUCUGGCAACAAGUUUUCGGUGCGACGCUGCCUCACCUUUGCCUCGGGCCUGGUGGAGUGUCUGUGUUUCGCCGGAGCUGUGUUUGGAUGGGCUUCUCUCGUCUUUGUCAUCAAGGAGGAGGGCUAUUUCAGCUCUCUGUGCAGCAACACCACAGGAGUCAAUGGCACACAGAUUUUAGACUGCAGUGCACAAGAUGAGCAGUUCUCACUCAUUUUCACCAUCGCCUCCUUCAUGAAUAAUUUCUUCACGCUGCCCAACGGAUUCCUCUUUGAUCACUUUGGCACUAUGGUGUCUCGAUUCGUUGCAAUAUUUCUUUACACCACGGGUACCUUGAUGGUGGCUUUCUCGUCUGCAGUUCUGGCCGACCUGCUCUUCCCAGCUCUGUCCCUUCUGUCUGUAGGCGGCAUCUUAUUUCUCAUCACAAACAUGCAGGUUGGAAACUUGUUCGGCUCGCAUCGCUCCACCAUCAUCACUCUGUACAAUGGGGCCUUUGAUUCUUCUUCUGCACUUUUCUUUGUCAUCAAGGUGCUACACGAGGCUGGUGUUUCUCUCCGAGCCUCCUUCCUCUUUCUGUCCACCUGCAGUGUGGCUCACAUCCUCAGGACUGUAUUCCUGAUGCCUCGAAAGUUCAUCCCCUACCCGCUGCCUGACCGCUACACGUACGGGAUUACUUGUGGCGAAUCAAAGACUAUGAGCGCAGAUGUAGCAACAAAAGAUCCUGAUAAUACGGCAGCAGAAGAGACACCACUCACUAAAGACGCUCCCGUGGAAAAAGGUGAGCUUGUGAAACACAUUAGAAGAUAUAAAACAAUAAUCUAUUUGUCUGCUAUAGUUCCCUUCUCUUGCUUCAUUGCCCCCCCUCCCUGUGUGUUUCUCUCAGAGAAGACCUUCCUUGAGUGUUUGCUGUCCAGAUUCUUUGUGUUCCACACGCUGUGGCUGUCAGUGAUGCAGCUCAGACAUUACCUGUUUAUCGGGACCCUCAACCCCAUGUUGCAGAGGCUGACAGCUGGAGAGACCUCUCUGGUGAGCCAGUACACCAACGCCUUUGCCAUCACCCAGAUGUGCGGCGUGUUGUGUGCUCCCUGGAACGGCCUCAUCAUGGACAGACAUAAGGGCAAACCUCGUGCUGCAGGGGAGACCGAGCAGGAGGCAGACCUGCGGGCCACUGUGCUCUCUUUGUUCCUGACUUCGCUGCAGUGUGUGUUGUUCUCUGUGUGUGCUUCCACCCCCUACCUAUCUCUUCAGUACCUCACCUUCGUCCUGCAGGUGCUCAACCGCUCCUUCCUCUAUGGCGGCAACGCAGCCUUCAUAAGCGUGGCAUUCCCAUCUCGCCACUUUGGGAAGCUGUACGGUUUGGUCAUGUCUCUGUCUGCAGUGUUUUGCUUGCUGCAGUAUCCUUGCUUCACGCUGGUGAAGGGAGUCCUGGAUGGAGAUCCAUUAUAUGUGAACAUUGGUCUGACUUUGCUCAGCCUGCUGGCUUUCAUCCAUCCCCUUUCUGUCUAUCUUCACUGUCGACGUGUCGCCUCCCAGCGAGCCAAAAGUGGAGCCAUCAGUGAUUCCACUUGAACACCCCUUCAAAUGAGAUCAAUGACUUGACCAUUUAAUAUGUGACCAGCAUACUUUUUUAUCCCUUUAUUCCUGGGCUUAUUCUUUUCAGUAUAGUUCGUUCGAGCACCACUUGCACAGUUAUUUCAGACUAUCUGGGUUUUUGGUUUCAUUCAUUAGUAAUAAAACAUAACAUUUUACAAACUAUUACUCUUAUAAAACCAGUAUUAUGAAUCUUAUAUACCAAUUCUGCCUUUAAAUCACUUUAAAUGUUACACACCAGAACCUUUAAUGCAGUAUUCAUCAUUUCAUUAGCAAUAGACUGGAAAGUCGGCAAAAAGAUGUGAAACUGUUCAAAUGCUAACUGCGUUUGAGAGAAUGCAUAAUUGUGUUCAGUUUACAUUUAUAUUUUUAUGAAAUGGGUUUUUCUUUUAUUCUCUAUAAUUUUUAGAGUUUGAGCUCGUUGUUAGCUGUUUCCUGGAGCAUCUCAGCACUUAAUUACAGCCAGUCAGGUGGUACUAAUGUGCUGUUUGGAUUUUUAUUUUUCACCUUUAGUGCUAAGUUUCGACAUUAGAAGAAAGCACCCAACAAAAGCCAUGUCUUAUCUGUGUUUUUGGAAAUCAUCUUUUUUUUUUUUUUUUUUUUUUUUUUUAUUUGACAUCUCAGAUGCAGACCAAUUAAUCAUGGUGCUUAAAGCUGAAGAUGUCUCAAAUCAUCUUCAAGCCAGUGCAGACCUCUUGAAGUUACAUCAGUAUACUGUUUUUAUCAUUUUAAUGAAAAAGGCAUUGAAGGAUAACUGUCACGUCAAUUUUAUGGCAUCGUGGUACCGUAAACUGAAGGUCUAUCACCUUCAUAUCAAUGCAAGUAAUGGUUUAUAUAAAUACUGUAAUUUCAUACUAAGAAUAAGAAUACUUUAUUGAUCCCUGAGGGGAAAUUGAUUAUCAAAAAGAGAAUAUUGACACUGUUUAGUACAGUGACCUCAAAAGGGACAUUUCCGAUCUGUCUAAUAUGUUUAGAGUGCAAUACAAUAGUUUCAGCUUAUGCUUGGAAAUGUAAACUGCUCCGUUAUCGUCCAGCCUGGUGGUGAGGAGAGUAGAAAGGAGUUUUUUCAGAGGGCCUUUUAGAUCAUAAAAUCCCCACAGUGAUAAACAUUAGUGAGGAAGAUCAUGACAUUUUGUCUCCGUCCCAUUAUGUGAAGUCUUUGAGUCAUAAAAUGUGUUUUAUAUUUUAAAUAUGCUGGACCAUGACCAAUGUUGGCAUGCAGAGGAUUUUGAAGGACAUGUUUGUUACCAGUGGGAUUGUAUUUCAAGUACUUUUACAGUACUUUUCAGAAGUAUUUUUCCACAUAAAAUGGAAUGUUUUGUUUUAGUUGUUAUU